AUGAAGGUCUCUGCUUCGGUUACGGCCACCAUGGCGCUAGGCGCCUCGGCCGCUGGCACAUUGAACUACACAGAUAGCUACACUGGAAUCUCCUUUUCAGGAUACAGCGAUGGAAAGGGCUAUCUUUUUGGUAUGGCUCUGCCCGAGACGGUCGGCACCGACGCCAUCAUCCAGCUCGUUGCCCCGGCCACCGAUGGCGCAGGUUGGGCCGGUUUUGAUUUCGGUGUCGAGAUGGCCAACAAGCUGCUGCUGUGUGCUUGGCCCAACGGUGACUCCAUCGUCACGGCAGCACGCAUUGCUACUACAUACGCCAACCCUACAGCUUACACAGGCGAUGUAUCAUUCUACCCCAUCGAGGAUGGUACCUAUGUCAAUAGCACUCACUACUCGGCAACCUUCCUCUGCUCCGGGUGCAUCACAAACGAUGACGAUACCUUCCUCACCACCGAUACAAACGCCAUCCUCGGAUGGGCAUACUCGGACACUGCCCCGACAACCCCCAGCGACACUUCUUCCGCCUUGAACUACCACUCGGCUGGUUUCGGUGGUUUCGGCAUGACUCUAUCGUCCGCCAUGAACGCCAACUACGACACAUGGGCCGCUCUGGCAAGCUCGACUGCUUCGUACCCUGCCGCUUCGACCGGAAGCAACUCCACCACUGGCGGUAACUCCACCACUGGCGGCAACUCGACCACCUCUCACAGCGUCACUUACGCCGACGAGAGCUACGACUACAUCAUUGCCGGCGCCGGUCCCGCAGGUCUCAUCGUUGCUGGCAGACUUGCAGAGUCUGGUGCUUCGGUUCUGCUCAUUGAGCGUGGUGGUGCCUCUACUUACUCCACUGGUGGUGAUGCUACUGUCUCCUGGAACAGCAGUGUUACUCAGUACGAUGUCCCUGCCGAGGCCUACUACCUUUCCAGUGCCUCGCAGACUGACGAGUACUGCACGGACACUGCUUCCAUGGCUGGAUGUAUCCUGGGUGGUGGUGGCAUGGUCAAUGCCCUGAUGUACGUCAAGCCUCAGGACAAGGACUUUGAUGACAACUGGCCCACCGGCUGGCAGUCCUCUGACGUUUCCGAUGCUGCCGACCGCCUCUACGCCCGCAGCUCCGGUACCAUCAACCCUUCUGCCGACGGUCAGCGAUACGACCAGGGCGCCUAUGAUGUGCUUUCGACCUUCUUGAGCGGCAACGGUUUCACCUCUGUUGACGCCAUCGAGCAGCCCAACGAGAAGAACGACGUAUUCUCGCACCCCCCGUGGCUCAUCCAGGAUGGUAUGCGUGGCGGACCCGUCAAGUCUUACCUCCCCCUUGUUGAGAACCUGUCCAACUUCAAGCUGAGCCUGAACACCAAGGUCGUUCGCGCUGUCCGUGACAGCACCUGGGUCUCUGGUGUCGAGGUUGAGCUCGAAGAUGGAUCUUACCAGAUCAUCAACGUUACCGAGUCUACUGGAAAGGUCAUUCUCGCUUCCGGUGCUCUGUCCACUCCCAGAAUCCUCUUCUACAGUGGUAUUGGACCCACUGAGCAGAUUGAGGCUGUCCCUACCGACAUCACCCUGCCUGACUCCUCCGAGUGGAUCAGCCUUCCCGUCGGACAGGGCAUCAAGGACCACACCAUCAUCACCAUCACCCUCGCUACCAAGACUUCCCUGAGCGCCCUCGCUUCCACCAACUUCACGUCUCCUGAUGAUGAGUCCGUCGAUCUGUUUGCUCAGGGCUCCGGUCUCUUGACCCAGGGUGGACAGCGCCUCAACUUCUGGACCUCUGUCGUCUCUCCCAGCGAUGGACUCACCCGCUACAUGCAGGGCACUUGCAACUCUCCGUCUGACGACACCAUCAAGAUCAAGCUCUACGUUACCCACGGUCUGACCUCUUCCACUGACCUUGUCCUCGACUCGACUGGCGCGUCCACCACGCUCUCUGGCUCCCCUUGGCUCCAGACCCAGGGCGAUAUCGAGGCUUACCAGGUCAUGUUUGACCGCCUCAUUGAGAUGACCAGCGCCUCCAACUCGACCUUGACCCUGCAGUACAGCGAUGGAACUACCGUGUCUUCCAACGUCACCGGCUCUUCUUACUACGAGGACGUUUCGUCGACCUACACCACCGGCUCCCACUUUGUUGGUAGUGCCAAGAUGGGAUCUGACGAUGGCCGUACUGACAACGGUACUGCUGUUGUUGACCUAAACACCCAGGUCUACGGUACUGACAACCUCUUUGUCGUUGAUGCUUCUUUCCACCCUGACCUGCCCACUGGUAACACCCAGGCGAUUGUCAUGGUUGCCGCCGAACAGGCCGUCAGCAAGAUUCUCGCCCUCAGCGGUGGCAGCGUCAGCAGUGGCAACGGCACCACCACCGGCUCUUCUGGUAGUGGAAGCUCUUCCGACAGCGGCAAGGGCAGCAAGUGCAAGCGCGCCGCCAAGGCCCGCCGCGAGGCCGCCAUCAAGGAAAGAGAUCUCAAGGAGAAGGCUGCUGCCUCGACGCGGAGACAGAUCCGUGGUCUCAUUCGCAAGCCUUACAACAAGAGAAUGGCUAGCCGCCGCACCACUCUGGGCCACAUGUAA
Molecule: messenger RNA, 2559 nt
Organism: Pestalotiopsis fici W106-1
Lineage: Eukaryota; Fungi; Ascomycota; Sordariomycetes; Amphisphaeriales; Sporocadaceae
Exons: 2
Coding region: 1-2559 (852 amino acids)
Molecular function (GO): flavin adenine dinucleotide binding; oxidoreductase activity, acting on CH-OH group of donors
Source: RefSeq, a predicted model, not a curated record